Messenger RNA from Dovyalis caffra, 177 nucleotides. NCBI's taxonomy places the organism in Eukaryota, Viridiplantae, Streptophyta, Magnoliopsida, Malpighiales, Salicaceae. The record is from the annotation of a GenBank genome assembly.
AUGCGUACGUUCAGCGCUAUUGGUGCUAAGAGCCAGCGGGAAAGGAGGAUUAUGGGUCCCAUGGGAGGUGAUGACAUGGCACAAUCCUUCAAGGAGCUUCGUUUAUGCACAGUAUUCAAGGAAUACCGUUAUCCAAAGUCUUUGUCAGGGCUGACAUGGCACCGUUUCCCGCCUUAG